GGCUGUGGACUCGGCGUGCGCCGUUCUUCAGCACGUGUGGCCCGCGCCCUGGGGUCCCUGUCCCGGGGGAAGUCGCGGCGCCCGCCUUCCGCGGCUCGGGCCCUUAGCGUAGCUUCAUUAUGGAGCACCUUUCGGUGGAGCUGGCGGCCGGGCCACUGCGGCUCAUCGUGGCCAGGAACGAGAAGAGCCGCGGCGAGCUGGCCAGGUUCCUGACCCACCAGGUGUGGACACCUCAAGAUCGCCAGUCUAUCCUGAAUACUUUAGCACAGCUGCUCUUGGAUAAAGAUCAUACUGUUUUGCUUGGCCGCCAGUUGCGCCCUAUUCUUUUGGAUUUGCUGGAAAGAAAUGCUGAGGCCAUUAAAACUGGAGGCCAAGUCAACCAUGAUCUACAUGAACGUCUUAGUGUGUCAAUGAGCAAACUCAUUGGUAACCAUCCUGACAUUCUCCCGUUUGCCCUGAGGUAUUUUAAGGACACCUAUCCAGUCUUUCAGAGACUCUUCCUUGAGAGUUCAGAUGCUAAUCCAGUGCGCUACGGGCGCAGGCGGAUGAAACUCCGGGACCUGAUGGAAGCAGCCUACAAGUUUCUGCAUCAAGAGCAGUCUGUUUUCCGGGAACUCUGGGACUGGAGUGUUUGUGUCCCUCUCCUCAGGAGCCAUGACACUUUGGUCCGCUGGUAUACAGCCAACUGUCUUGCUUUGGUCACUUGUAUGAAUGAAGAACACAAGUUAUCAUUCCUAAAGAAAAUUUUUAAUAGUGACGAAUUGGUACAUUUCAGAUUGAGGUUGUUAGAGGAGGCUCAGUUGCAGGACUUAGAGAAGGCCUUGGUUUUGACCAAUCCAGAAACCUCUUUUUGGCAUAAGGAGAUGGAACCACAGUAUAGACAGGGACACCUUGUUUCAGCUGACCUUUCCUCCAAAGUGACGGCUGUCUGUGGUGUGGUACUGCCUAGGCAGCCAUCUAUUCCUGGAGAGCAGGCAGGUGGCAGGAGUUCUCCAUGUGAACAAGACCUGGCUCUAAGGUCCUUUGUGUUGGUUGAGUCUGUGUGUAAAAAUCUUCAGACUCUAGCUGUUGCAGUGGCUUCUCAGAGUCCUGUGUUGCUUGAAGGACCAAUAGGAUGUGGCAAAACUUCCUUACUUGAACAUUUAGCUGCAGUGACAGGUAGAAGGAAACCUCCUCAGCUUCUCAAAGUCCAGCUUGGAGAUCAGACGGACAGUAAGAUGCUGUUGGGGAUGUAUCGUUGCACAGAUGUCCCUGGAGAAUUUGUGUGGCAGCCUGGCACCCUGACACAGGCAGCUAUAAAGGGUCACUGGAUCCUUCUGGAGGAUAUUGACUAUGCCCCAUUAGAUGUGGUAUCUGUGUUGAUCCCUCUGCUGGAAAAUGGAGAACUUCUGCUUCCUGGCCGAGGUGACUGUUUGAAAGUAGCUCCUGGAUUUCACUUUUUUGCAACCAGGAGGCUCUUGAGCUGUGGAGGAAAUUGGUGUCGACCAAUAAAUACUCAUGCUAAUUUACUAGACAAAUAUUGGACCAAAAUUCAUCUGGCCCAUCUGGAUAAGAAAGAAUUAAAUGAGGUUCUUCAGAGUAGAUAUCCAAGCCUGUUGGCAGCAGCUCAUCACUUGCUUGACAUUUAUAUUGAGCUUACCGGAGAGAAACAUCACCAUCAGAGUGAUGGUUCUGUUGGAUGUGAACAGGAAUCACAUGAAGUUUCAGAACCCAAGAAAGAAAACAAAAGACCAGCCCUUGAGGGAAGAGAAUUAUCUCUAAGGGAUCUACUGAAUUGGUGUAAUAGAAUUUCUCAUAGCUUUGAUAGUUCAUCUUCAUCAGCAUCAUUAAGUAUUUUUCAAGAGGCUUUAGACUGUUUCACAGCUAUGCUUUCUGAGCAUACAAGCAAACUGAGAAUGGCAGAAGUUAUUGGAAGCAAACUAAACAUUUCUAAGAAAAAGGCUGAAUUUUUUUGUAAACUCUAUAAACCAGAAAUUGUCAUUAAUGAGCUAGACGUACAAGUAGGUCGUGUGCGGCUUUUGCGGAAACAAAGUGAGGCUGUUCACAUGCAUAAGGAGAAGCAUACUUUUGCUGCUACUCGGCCAUCUUCUGUUCUCAUUGAGCAGCUUGCAGUAUGUGUCAGCAAAGGGGAGCCUGUGUUAUUAGUAGGAGAGACUGGGACCGGCAAAACUUCCACUGUUCAGUACUUGGCUCACGUUACAGGUCAUCGUUUGAGAGUUGUCAAUAUGAAUCAACAGAGUGACACUGCAGACUUGCUUGGAGGUUACAAGCCAGUGGACCAUAAGCUUAUUUGGCUGCCAUUACGAGAGGCAUUUGAAGAAUUGUUUGUCCAGACGUUUUCCAAGAAACAGAAUUUUACCUUUUUGGGACACAUUCAGACCUGCUACCGGCAGAAACGGUGGCAGGAUCUCCUCAAACUAAUGCAGCAUGUGCACAAGUCUGCUGUUACCAAGGCAGGAAAGGAGAGCCAAAUGGGGCUACUGCUGAAGGAAAAAUGGGAAGCCUUUGGCCUUAGACUCAGCCAUGCCCAAGAACAGAUGAAAAUGACUGAAAAUACCCUAUUGUUUGCAUUUGUAGAGGGUACAUUAGCUCAGGCUAUAAAGAAAGGAGAAUGGAUCUUAUUGGAUGAGAUUAACCUCGCUGCUGCUGAAACACUGGAAUGUCUGAGUGGUUUGCUUGAAGGAUCUUCUGGCUCUUUGGUGUUGCUUGAUCGAGGAGACAUAGAACCAUUGGUUCGUCAUCCUGACUUCCGUUUAUUUGCAUGCAUGAAUCCAGCUACUGAUGUGGGCAAAAGAAAUCUCCCGCCAGGAAUAAGAAACAGGUUCACAGAACUUUACGUAGAAGAAUUGGAAAGUAAAGAAGACUUACAAAUUCUUAUUGUGGAUUAUCUCAAAGGAUUGAGUGUGAAUAAGAACACUGUGCAGGGAAUCAUAAACUUCUACACUGCUUUGCGGAAAGAGUCUGGGACCAAAUUGGUGGAUGGGACCGGCCACAGACCUCACUAUAGUCUUCGGACCCUCUGCAGGGCCUUGCGAUUUGCAGCAUCCAAUCCAUGUAGCAACAUCCAGCGCUCACUCUAUGAGGGCUUUUGUUUGGGUUUCUUAACACAGCUUGACAGGGCAUCUCACCCAGUAGUUCAGAAGCUCAUUUGUCAACACAUUGUCUCUGGCAAUGUCAAAAGUCUGCUGAAACAGCCUAUUCCAGAACCCAAAGGAGGCCGCCUUAUCCAGGUUGAAGGCUACUGGAUUUCAGUGGGAGACAAGGAGCCUACAAUAGAUGAGACCUAUGUUCUGACCUCUUCUGUUAAGCUCAACCUGAGAGAUAUAGUCCGAGUCGUCUCUUCAGGAACUUAUCCAGUGCUGAUUCAAGGAGAGACAUCAGUUGGUAAAACAAGUCUGAUAAGGUGGCUGGCCGCAGCUACUGGCAACCACUGUGUGCGUAUCAACAAUCAUGAACACACAGAUAUUCAAGAGUACAUUGGUUGUUACACGUCCAGCCCCUCUGGGAAGCUUGUCUUCAAUGAAGGUGUUCUUAUUGAUGCUAUGAGAAAGGGCUACUGGAUUGUGUUAGAUGAAUUAAAUUUGGCACCCACUGAUGUGUUAGAGGCACUAAACAGACUGUUAGAUGAUAACCGUGAAUUGCUCAUAACAGAAACACAGGAAGUUGUGAAAGCACACCCUCGGUUCAGGCUUUUUGCUACCCAAAAUCCUCCAGGGCUUUAUGGAGGCAGAAAGGUGCUUUCUAGAGCCUUCAGGAAUCGAUUUAUAGAACUGCAUUUUGAUGAACUGCCCAGUUCUGAGUUGGAAACAAUUUUGCACAAGCGGUGCAGUUUGCCACCUUCCUAUUGCAGUAGAUUGGUUAGAGUUAUGUUGGACCUUCAGUCCUACCGUAGAAGUUCUUCGGUGUUUGCUGGAAAACAGGGCUUCAUCACCCUUCGAGAUCUGUUCCGAUGGGCUGAAAGAUACAGAUUAGCUGCACAGACUGAAAAGGACUAUGAUUGGCUACAACAUUUAGCCAAUGAUGGUUUUAUGCUUCUAGCAGGCCGAGUCAGGAAGCAGGAGGAAGUUGAUGUGAUUCAAGAAGUCCUUGAAAAACAUUUCAAGAAAAAAUUAUGUCCUCAGUCUCUUUUCUCCAAAGAAAAUGUCCUGAAGUUACUGGGUAAAUCAUCUACCCAGACAAAUCCAUUGGAGUCUAAGUUCAACCAUAUCGUAUGGACUGAAGGCAUGCGGAGAUUGGCAGUGCUAGUGGGAAGGGCAUUGGAAUUUGGUGAACCAGUGCUGCUGGUUGGAGACACUGGAUGUGGGAAAACUACAGUCUGCCAGAUGUUUGCAGCCUUGGCAAAUCAGACACUAUACUCAGUCAACUGCCACUUAAACAUGGAGACAUCCGACUUCCUGGGAGGGUUAAGGCCAGUGAGACAGAAGCUAAAUGACAAGGAAGAAUUGGACACAAGACUCUUUGAGUGGCAUGACGGGCCUCUGGUUCUGGCCGUCAAGGAGGACAGCUUUUUCCUCAUGGAUGAGAUCUCCUUGGCUGAUGACUCUGUACUGGAAAGACUGAAUAGUGUCCUUGAAGUGGAAAGGUCUCUGGUAUUAGCUGAGAAAGGCAGCCCAGAAGAUAGAGAUAGUGAAGUAGAGCUAUUGACUGCUGGAAAAAAUUUUCGUAUCUUAGCAACCAUGAACCCUGGGGGCGACUUUGGAAAAAAAGAGCUGUCUCCUGCUUUAAGAAACCGAUUUACAGAAAUAUGGUGCCCUCAAAGCACAAGGCGUGAAGAUUUAAUUCAAAUAAUAAAUCGCAAUCUUCGUCCUGGAUUGUCUCUGGGCAGAAUAGGUCAUAAAGGUGUUGACAUAGCUGAGGUGAUGCUGGAUUUCAUUGACUGGCUGACCCACCAGGAGUUUGGACAAAAGUGUGUGGUCAGUAUCAGAGAUAUCCUGUCUUGGGUUAACUUCAUGAACGCAAUGACGGAGGAAGCUGCUGUGAAAAGGCUAGAGACCAUCUCCACUGUGACGUCUUUUGUCCAUGCUGCAUGCCUCGUAUAUGUAGAUGGAAUAGGUUCUGGGGUAACUUCCUCCGGGUUUGGUACGGCCCUGUUGGCUCGAGAAGAAUGUCUGAAAUUCCUAAUAAAGAAACUUUCCAAAGUAGUUCGACUAACAGAAUGUCAGAGAAAUGAAUUGAAGAUUUAUGAUAGACUCAAGGCCAAAGAAUUUAUUGGUAUAGAUAACCUUUGGGGAAUUCACCCAUUUUUUAUACCAAGAGGACCUGUCCUGCAUAGGCAUAAUAUUGCAGACUAUGCACUCAGUGCGGGCACCACAGCUAUGAAUGCCCAGAGGCUUUUGAGAGCUACUAAAUUGAAUAAACCCAUUCUCCUGGAGGGUUCCCCCGGUGUUGGCAAGACGAGUUUGGUGGGAGCAUUAGCAAAGGCUUCAGGAAAUACUCUGGUUCGAAUCAACUUGUCAGAGCAAACGGAUAUCGCUGACCUGUUUGGAGCAGAUCUACCCGUUGAGGGGGGCAAAGGAGGAGAAUUUGCCUGGCGUGAUGGCCCCUUGCUUGCAGCUUUGAAGGCAGGCCAUUGGAUCGUGUUGGAUGAGCUUAACCUGGCUUCUCAGUCUGUACUGGAAGGACUUAAUGCUUGUUUUGACCACCGAGGAGAAAUCUUUGUGCCAGAGUUAGGCAUGAGCUUUCAAGUUCAGCAUGAAAAGACGAAGAUUUUUGGGUGUCAGAAUCCAUUUAGACAAGGAGGCGGGAGGAAGGGCUUGCCCAGGUCUUUCCUUAACAGAUUCACUCAGGUCUUUGUUGAUCCUCUUACAGUAAUUGACAUGGAGUUCAUUGCCAGUACUUUGUUCCCAGCUAUUGACAAAAAUAUUGUUAAGAAAAUGGUAGCUUUCAAUAACCAUAUUGAUCAUGAAGUGACUGUUGAGAAGAAGUGGGGACAAAAAGGAGGACCCUGGGAAUUCAACCUCCGAGAUCUUUUUCGCUGGUGUCAAUUGAUGCUGGUUGACCAAUCUCCUGGCUGCUAUAAUCCUGGUCAGCAUGUGUUUUUAAUUUAUGGUGAAAGAAUGAGAACCAAGGAGGACAAAGAAAAAGUCAUCACUGUGUUUAAGGAUGUGUUUGAUUCAGAUUCCAACCCUUACGUGGGUACUAGAUUAUUUCGUAUCACUCCCUUUGAUAUUCAGAUUGGCUACUCAGUCCUUUCCCGUGGCAGUUAUGUUCCUCACCCAUCCCGCAGACCUCUGUCACUGUUACACCAGUCAUUCCAAUCGCUGGAAUCCAUCAUGAAGUGUGUGCAGAUGAACUGGAUGGUCAUCCUUGUUGGGCCAGCCUCUGUGGGGAAAACCAGCCUGGUGCAGCUUUUGGCACACCUUACUGGCCACACUUUAAAGAUCAUGGCUAUGAACAGUGCAAUGGAUACUACUGAGCUUCUAGGUGGAUUUGAGCAGGUUGAUCUUAUUCGACCUUGGAGACAGCUGCUUGAAAAGGUGGAGCGAACUGUAAGGGCACUGCUGAGGGAUAGCCUUCUUGUCAGUGCAGAUGACGCAGAAGUAGUACUGCGAGCCUGGAGCCAUUUUCUUCUAACAUACAAACCAAAGAGUCUUGGCGAAGAUGGUAAAGGUGUCACCAUGGAGAUUAUGAACAAAUUGGAAGCAGUAUUAUUGCUUAUGCAGCGACUAAAUAAUAAAAUCAACUCAUACUCCAAGGCAGAGUUUGUCAAGCUGGUCGAAGAAUUCCGAAGUUUUGGGGUAAAGCUUAUGCAGUCAACCAGUGGCCAGAGUCAUGGCACUUUUGAAUGGGUUGACAGCAUGUUAGUUCAGGCUCUGAAGUCUGGAGAUUGGCUUCUGAUGGACAAUGUUAACUUCUGCAACCCAUCAGUGCUGGAUCGACUGAAUGGUUUGCUUGAGCCUGGAGGUGUCCUCACCAUCAAUGAGAGAGGAAUGGUAGAUGAAUCUACUUCCACAAUAACACCAAAUCCAGGUUUCAGGCUUUUUCUCUCGAUGGAUCCAGUUCAUGGAGAAAUUUCCCGAGCUAUGAGGAAUCGUGGACUUGAAAUCUACAUUUCAGAAGGUCAUGGAAGCCUCCCAGACAACCUGGAUUUGAAAAUUCUGUUGCAUAGCCUCGGGUUGGUGGGGGACAGUGUGUGUGACAUCCUCUUGGCUCUACACACAGAGAUUCAAAGCAUUAUUGUAGGUUCUCCAACAUCGUCUGUGUCAACUUUGAUUCAGACAGCCAUACUCAUCGUUCAGUACCUACAGCGGGGCCUAAGUGUAGACACAGCCUUUUCCAAAGCAUGCUGGGAAGUGUAUGUCUGCUGCCAGCAUUCAGCAACAAACCGGAAGCUUGUGCAGUCUUUACUGGAGAGUCAUAUUUCAUCUCUACAAGCACGGGAAACCUGGGGAAGCUCCAUUCUUGCCACAGGACUGUGGCCAGAUUCUAUGCCCUCAGCUCUCUUUGCAACAGAAGAUUCUCACCUCUCUGUUGUCCGAAGUGAUGGUCAGAUCCUGGCAUACUGCCUCAAUAGGAUGAGCCUGAAAACCAGCAGCUGGGCAAGGAGUCAGCCUCUUACUUUGCAAGACUUAGAGAAAAUUAUGCAGUCUGGUAACCCAGAGAACUUGAAAUUCAGUGCGGUAAAAGUGGAUACUUACUGGAUUGAUGAACCAGAUGUUUUGGCUAUGGCUGUUAAGUUGCUCAUAGAAAGGGCAACCAAUCAGGAUUGGAUGCUCAGAGUUAAGUGGCUUUGUCAUUUAGCCAAGAACAUACCACAGGGGCUUGAGUCAGUACAGAUCCAUCUGGAAGCCAGUGCCACAGCUCUCAAGAAUUUUUACUCAAAUUCUCUCUCAACAGAAGUCAGUAAUAUCUUGAAAAUAUUACAAGCAAAUAUAACAGAUGACUCUGUGAUCCUUCUGGACCCCCGAUGGAAUAUGCAGGCUUUGGACAUCAUUAGAAAUUCAGUAGACUUUGAUCCACAAGCAGACCAGUCUGAACAGCUUUUUGCCCUUUUAGAAUCAGUUGCAAACAAGACAAUUAUCUAUCUUGACCGGGAAAAAAGGAUUCUCACUGAAGCAAAUUUGAUAUCUGUUGAUAGUAAAAAGUUAAGAAAUAGUAUUUUGAGAAUGUCUUUCGAAUUCCAUAAAGAUCCAGAGAGCUAUCACAGCCUGCCCCAUGAAAUCGUGGUCAAUCUUGCUGCUUUUUUUGAACUUUGUGAUGCACUAAUCCUUCUAUGGGUGCAGUCCCCCCAGGGGAUGGUCUCUGACUCCAGUGUCAUUGAGAUCUUAGGUUCUGUUCGAUGGCGGGACCGGUUUUGGACUGUGGCUGAUACAGUAAAAGUGGAUGCCUCAGGUCUGGCUUUGCUUGCUCUCCACUGGCACUGGGUUUUGAAACAUUUGAUCCACCAAAUACCCCAACUCUUGGUGAAUUUUGAAGACAAAUAUUAUAAAGAGGUUCAGACUGUCUCCGAACAUAUUCAGAAUUGUCUGUGUAAUCCGGCUGGUGGUUUUGCUGGUGUAAAGAAAUUGCAGAAGUUCCUGGGACGACCAUUUCCUUUUAAGGACAAGCUGGUAGUGGAAUGUUUUUCACACCUGAAAGUCCUUAACAGAGCCCUUUCGGUCAGAGAGCGGUUACCUGUGUUUGGGGACCAUGGGUGGCAAGAAGACAUUAAUCGUCUCCAAGUGGUUGUUUCUGAAUGGACUUUGAAGAAAAGUCUUCUGCAGGCCUGGGGAUUGAUCCUCAGAGCCAACAUUCUGGAAAGUGUCAACCUAGAUGAAUUGAAGAAUCUUGUGAAUGCUCAAUGUUUAGAGCUAGAAGCCAGAGGACUUCGACUUCAUUUUUUGGAGAAAACACACGGUGAAGUUUCUUCCCCUUCCCAGCCAGACUUCAGAUCUUUAGUAUACCUCACUAGGCGUGUUCAGCUGUGGCCUGCAAUGGAGUACCUGGCUAUGCUAUGGCAGUACAAAGUGACAGCUGAUUUUAUGACAUGGGUUUGUCUGAGAAGGUCAAGGAAAAAUUGGCAGCUACAGAUAGAUGAGGAGAUAAGUCAUCACAUCAUAUUUUGUCUUAAGCACACACCAGUUGCAUCUGAAAAGCUUUGGAGCUUUUGGUCUUUGCUGUAUUACCAAAAGUUGUCUGUUGAAGAAGUGUCUUGUUUGUGGUCAGACUUACUUAGCUCUACAUUUACAUCUUUCUGGAGCAGUACUGUUACCAUGAAUCCAGAGUACUGGCUGACAUGGAGCCCUUUUCCCAAUACAGAACAGAAGGAGCUGCCCAAGUCACUUUUGGACUCCACAUUGAAGGGCCCUAGCAGCCUUUGUAGAGCUGUGUUCUCCAAAUGCUGCUUUGGAGUGUUAACCAGCAGCUACAGAGCAAGCUCCUGGGAUGUAAGUGGACUCCCCAUCCUGUCUUCCUCACAUGUCACCCUGGGAGAGUGGGCUGAGAGAGCCCAGCAGCUCCAGGACAUCAGCUCAUUGCUGUGGACCAACAUGGCUGUGCCUUCAGUAGCAGAAUUCAGACACACGGAUGUGCAACUCCAGGGACUAGUGCUGUGCCGGCACCUAGAGGGCCUUGCUGAGCUGCUACCAGAACCGCAGCAGCAGGAGUAUAUGCAGAAUUGUGAACACCUGCUUCUUGGGGACAGCCAAGCCUUCCAGCAUGUAGGGCAGAUUCUGGAGGACAUGAGUGGUCAGGAGGUACUGCCCAAGGAACUAUUCUGCCUCUUGCUUACCUCCCUGCACCACAUUUUUGGUGAAAGAGAGAAUAAGCAGAACCUUUCUGAACCAGCCCAGCGUGGGAGCCUCUGGGUGAGCCUUGGCUUACUUCAGAUUCAGACUUGGCUUCCCCAAGCACGCUUUGACCCUGCAGUGAAGAGGGAAUACAAGCUCAAGUACGCCCAAGAAGAGUUAUACCAGUUGCAACAUGAGUGGAAGACCCGGAACCUGUCAUCCCACCUACAGACAGGACGAGACCUAGAAGAUGAAGUCAUUGUCAAUCACUCUCAUCCUCACAUUAGGUUACUUCGCCAAAGAAUCAGUCAGCUGGAGAGUUUAAUCCACAGUUUGUCGAAGAAACAGGCCUUCAGACCCCAGCUACCUGCCCAUGAGUCCUUGAUGCAGGAGAUCCACCACUAUGUCACUAGCAUCGCCAAGACGACUGCCGUUCAGGAUCUUCUCAAGAGGCUCCUGCAGGCCCUCCACACAGGUGCACCACGAUCUGCCCAAGUGCUCCAGAACCUUCUGAAGGAGGAGGCUUCUUGGCAGCAGUCACACCACCAGUUCAGGAAGAGGCUGUUGGAGGAAUAUGCCUUGUAUCCAGAUAUUGUGACUCCACUACAGGCAUCUAUCUUGCAGUUGCAACAUGGCAUGAGGCUGGUGGCAUCUGAAGUCCAUGCCUCCUCCUAUAGCAGUGUGAUCUGUGCAGAUAAGCUAGGGGCCCUGGCCAUGGCUGUGCUAGCUUUCCCAUCUGUGGGGCCCACCUUCCCUACCUACCAUGCUCAUGCAGAUGCUUUAUGCUCAACGAACUCACUGGAUGCUCUGCAGUGUCUUAGGAAACUGAUUGCCAAGCGUUUGGGAGGAAAGGAGGUAGAAGGCAAGAGCCAGCAACCUUGCCCUAACCGGGAGCAGUUGCUGAUGAAUGCCCUCCUUUACCUGCGCUCCCAUGUGCUAUGCAAGGGAGAGCUGGACCAGAGGGCCCUGUUGCUCUUCAGACAUGUGUGUCAGGAGAUUAUCAAUGAGUGGGAUGAGCAGGAGUGCAUGGCUCAAGAGAAGGCAGAGCAAGAGAGCAGCCUGUACAGAUACCGGAACAGGAGCUCCAGGACAGCCUUGAGCGAGGAAGAGGAGGAAGAAUGCGAGUUCAGGAAAUUGUUCCCACUGCAUGAAAAGGACUUUGCAGAUAUUUUAAUGGAACGAACACUAGAGGAGAAAAAAGGAACUUCAGAUGAACAAGAGGAGGGGGCAGCCGCAGACCCAGCUCUGCUCUCCCAGAGUUCAAUGCAAGCAGUGAUGCUGAUACACCAGCAGUUGUGCCUCAUCUUUGCUCGCUCUCUUUGGUACCAACAGACUGUGCCACCACAUGAGACAAAGCACUACCUCAGCCUGUUUCUGUCCUGCUACCAGACUGGGACAUCUCUGGUGACGCACUUCUACCCUCUGAUGGGAGCUGAGCUGAAUAACCAGCUCUUGGGCAGCCAACUUUUGGCCUGUACUCUAUCCUAUAACACUCUGUUUGGGGAGGCAACCUCUGACCUGAUGAUGAGGCCUGAUGGGCCCUAUGAUUUCUACCAUCACCCCAAUGUGGCAGAAGCACGGCAGUGCCAACCUGUGCUUCAAGGCUUCUCAGAGGCUGUCAGUCGGUUGCUUCAAGACUGGCCAGAGCACCCCACACUUCAGCAGUUGCUGGUUGUAAUGGACAGAAUUCGUAGUUUUCCGCUUUCUAGUCCUAUCUCAAAGCUCCUGAAUGGCCUAGAGAUCCUGCUGGCAAAGUCACAAGAUUGGGAGGAGAAUGCAAGCCAGGCUUUGUCUCUCCGGAAACAUAUUGAUUUGGUCAGUCAAAUGAUCAUUCGGUGGCGUAAGCUGGAGCUGAACUGCUGGUCCAUGAGUUUGGAUAAUACCAUGAAACGCCAUACUGAGAAAUCCACCAAGCACUGGUUUUCCAUCUAUCAGAUGCUUGAGAAGCACAUGCAGGAACGCACAGAGCAGAGGGAGGAUGACAAACAGAUGACCCUGAUGUUGCUGGUCACUACAUUACAAGCAUUCAUUGAAGGAUCUUCGCUAGGAGAAUUCCAUGUACGACUCCAGAUGUUGCUGGUUUUCCAUUGUCAUGUCUUGCUGAUGCCUCAAGUUGAAGGAAAAGAUUCACUUUGCAGUGUUCUGUGGAAUUUGUACCAUUAUUACAAGCAGUUUCUUGGUGGGGUCCAGGCCAAAAUUGCGGAACUUCGUUCUCCCAUAGAAAAAGAGCUUAAAGAAUUUGUUAAGAUAUCGAAGUGGAAUGAUGUCAGCUUCUGGUCCAUUAAACAAUCUGUGGAAAAGACACAUAGGACCCUGUUUAAAUUCAUGAAGAAGUUUGAAGCUGUCCUGAAUGAACCCUGUCGGUCAUGCCUGGUGGAGAGUGAUAAGGAAGAACAGCCUGACUGUUUGCCUGAGUCAACAGAGGAAGCUGCAAGCAAGGCGUCUCCCAUUCAGGGUCUGAACAGGACACUGAGGGAGACCCUGUUAGCACAACCAGCAGUAUGGCAGGCCUCAAUUGCAGAGCAGUGUCAGAAUUCUGGUACUUUCUCUGUGGAGGGAGAACUUCUGCGUCGCUUGCCAAGGCUCUUGAAACGAAUGAGGAAGAUGUGCCUGACAUUCAUGAAGGAGAGCCCCCUGCCCUACCUAGUAGAAGGCCUCGACCAGUUCAUUGGUGAAGUAAUUUCCUCUGUAAAUGAGCUGCAGAGCUUAAAGGUGGAGCCCUCUGCAGAGAAAGAGAAACAGCGGUCAGAAGCCAAGCAUAUUCUCAUGCAGAAACAACGAGCCUUAUCAGACCUCUUUAAACACCUUGCAAAAACUGGUUUGUCAUAUCGAAAAGGUCUUGCCUGGGCCCGUUCAAAAAGUCCUUCAGAGGUGCUUCAUCUUCACCCAUUAGAUCUCCAGAGUGCAUUGUCUAUAGUGAACAGCACUCAAGAGGGUGAUUCUAGGCUCCUUACAGAAAUCUCAUCCUUGUGGGAUGGGUGCCAGAAGUAUUUCUAUCGCUCUCUUGCACGGCACACCAAGCUUACCGCAGCCUUAGCAACUCCUGCCAAGGAGAUGGGCAUGGGCACCAUUGAGAGAUGUAAAGGGUUCUCAGCACAUUUGAUGAAGAUGCUAGUCCAACAGCGCCGCUCCUUGACCAUCCUGACUGAGCAGUGGAUCAUCCUCAGGAACCUCCUCAGCUGUGUACGGGAGAUUUACAGCAGGCUGACUGGGCCCCUAGUCUAUCCUGUGGCCUUCCCACCUCAGGACAGUGUGCAGCAGUGGACAGAGCGGCUACAGCACUUGGCCAUGCAGAGCCAAAUUCUGCUGGAGCAACUUUCCUGGUUUUUCCAGUGCUGUCCCAAUGCAGGGCCAAUUGAAGGCCAUAGCAAUGCGCCAGUGCAGGGGCAGUCUGUUGCCCCAUACCCUGAAACAGCAGAGCUGACCAAGGGACAGGCAUCUGAUGCAGUGCCAGACUUAAUUCGCUCUGAUCUAAGCUACCCAUCCCCAGUACCUGGAUAUCAGCUGCCAUCUGGUUGCCGAAUGCGGAAGCAAGACCAGCUUUGGCAACAGUCAACUAUAGGGUUGACAGAGAUGCUAAAAACUGUUAAAACUAUGAAAGCCAAUGUUGACAAAAUUAGGCAGCAGUCCUGUGAGACUCUCUUUCAUUCUUGGAAAGAUUUUGAAGUUUGCUCUUCUGGGCUGAGUUGCCUAUCCCAGGUGUCAGCUUAUUUGCAAGGCCUAGAGUCCUUGUUCAUUCUUCCAGGGAUAGAGGUUGAGCAAACAGACCAACAAAUGGUAUUAGUCGAAAGCCUAAAAUAUAUAAGAAGAGAAAUCGAUAAAGCUGUAGAUGACUUUACUACCUGGAAAGCACGUCUGUUCAUUUCAAGCAAUCAAGGAGGAAACCAGUUGUUGGAAGAAAGCUUUGUUGAAGAUUUCUCAGAACAAGUAGAAACUGCCAUCCAGGCCAUCCUCUGUGCCAUCCAGAACUUAGCAGAGAGAAACAAUAAAAAGGCAGGGGAGAGCACCAACCAAAGACGACCACAAGAAGAGGAUGAUGUGUCAGGAAUGAAAGAAGAAGGUUUUGAGAGACUGCAGCCAGGGCAUCUGACAAAACUCUUAGAGGAUGACUUCUGGGCCAUUGUGAGCACUUUGCAUGUUCAGAAAAUAAUUUCUUCCAUCUCAGAGCUGUUGGAGAGGUUGAAAUCCUGCAGUGAAGAUGGGAACACAACCAAACACAUGGUCUUCCAGCACUCCUGCUGCCUGCUGGUGCGCUUAGUGCCCAUGCUCUGCAGCUUCUCAGACCUCAUCCUCUUCUUCCUGUCUAUAUCUCUGGCAACUCAUCGGAGCACUGCAAAACUGCUCUCUGUGCUUGCCCAGAUCUUCACAGAACUCUCCCAGAAGGGAUUUUGCUUGCCUAAAGAGUUUAUGGAUGAUUCAGCAGGAGAGGGAGCGACUGAGUUUCAUGACUACGAAGGAGGUGGGAUUGGAGAUGGUGAGGGCAUGAAGGAUGUGAGCGACCGGAUAGAAAGUGAGGAACAGGUAGAAGAUACAUUUCAGAAGGGUCAAGAAAAGAAGGAAGAAGAGCACUCAAAGUCUGAUAUUAAGGGCGAGGAUAAUGCCAUUGAGAUGUCAGAGGACUUUGACGGGAAAAUGCAUGAUGGAGAGCUGGAAGAACAAGAAGAGGAUGAUGAGAAAUCAGAUAAUGAGGACAGAGACCUGGAUAAGCAGAUGGGUGAGCUCAAUGGUGAGGAAGCUGACAAGCUAGAUGAGAGACUUUGGGGCGAUGAGGAAGAAGAAGAUGAAGAAGAAGACAGUAAAACUGAAGAGACAGGACCAGGAAUGGAUGAGGAAGAUUCUGAACUUGUUGCUAAAGAUGACAACUUGGAUGCUGGGAAUUUGAACAAACAUAAAAAACAUCAAAAUGAGAAAGAAUCAGAAUCUGAAGAUGUUGAACAAGGCCAAGAGAAAAUUAAUGAACAAAUUGAUGAGAGGGAAUAUGAUGAGAAUGAGGUCGACCCUUACCAUGGCAAUCAGGAAAAGCUGCCAGAACCUGAGGCCUUGGACCUUCCAGAUGACUUGAAACUUGACAGUGAGGACAAAAAUGCUGGUGAGGAUACAGACAAUGAGGAAGGAGAAGAAGAGAAUCCUUUAGAGAUCAAAGAAAAGCCAAUGGAUAUGGAAGAAGCAGGUCAUGAAAUGGAAGAAAUCAAUGAAGAAACUAAGCAGAAUGAAGGUGGAGGUCCACAGGAGCUUGACGAGGGCCCCAGUGAAUCUGACAGGAUGGAAGGUGAGGAGCAGAUGGACACAGGAUCUGAUAAUGAAGAGAAAGAUGCUGCUGACCAUCCAGAGGAAAACUCAGAAGAGCAACAACAGUCUCUAGAGGAAGAAGAGAGAGAGGCCACUGAGGAAAGUGGAGAGAAUGAUGGCAGCCCUGUUGACCCAGGGCUCCAGCCUCAGAAGCAGGAAGAGGAAGGGGAGAAGUCUGACACCGAGGAGCAGGUGCCAGAGGCUACCGAGAAGAAGGAACAUACUUCCUAUGGGCAGACUGGUGUGGAUAGUGUGCAGAGUGCACAGGCUGUGGAACUGGCAGGGCCUGCACCAGAGAAGGAGCCCGGGAAAGAGGAGAAUGGAAGUGGAACUGCGGAUGCAAACCAGGCAGAAGGCCAUGAAUCCAACUUCAUCGCACGUUUGGCCUCCCAGCAACACACCAGGAAAAAUACACAGAGUUUUAAGAGGAAACCUGGGCAGGCUGACAAUGAACGCUGCAUGGGUGACCACAGUGAGCGUGUGCAUAAGAGACUGAAGACUGUGGAUACAGACAGCCAGGCUGAGCAGGGGCCAGCCCGGCCUCAGGCUCAGGUGGAAGAUGCAGAUACAUUUGAACAUAUUAAACAAGGCAGUGACAGUUAUGACACACAGACCUAUGAUGUGGCCAGUAAUGAGCAACAACAGAGUGCAAAAGAUCCUGGCCAGGACCAGGAAGAGGAGGAAGCAGAGGAUCUCCUCAUGGAAACAGAAGAGGAGUUGCUUAGAACAGAGGACACAGAGCAGCUGAAGCCAGAGGAAGUCAAGUCAUAUAGCACAACAGCUUCUGGCUUUAAUGAGAUAGAGAUGGAGACUCAGACAGUUCAAACAAAAGAAGAACAAGACCAGACGACAGACUCAUCCCGCCAAGAUAUAGAGAAUGAAAGGCCAGAGAGAAGGCAAGAUUCAACUAUUCAUACACUCCAUCAAUUCCUUGUGGACACAGUUUUCCAGCCCUUUUUAAAAGAUGUCAAUGAGCUGAGACAGGAGAUGGAGCAACAACUGGAGACAUGGCAGUCACUGGAAUGUGGUAGUUCAGAAGAAGAGAAGGCUGCAGCUGAGAUGUGGCAGAGUUACCUAGUCUUAACUGCACCUCUUUCACAACAAUUGUGUGAGCAGCUUCGUCUCAUAUUAGAGCCUACCCAGGCAGCCAAGUUGAAAGGAGACUAUCGAACGGGGAAGCGGCUGAACAUGCGGAAGGUCAUUCCAUAUAUUGCCAGUCAAUUUCGGAAAGACAAGAUUUGGCUUCGAAGGACCAAGCCCAGUAAACGACAAUACCAGAUUUGUUUGGCUAUUGAUGACUCUUCUAGCAUGGUAGACAACCACACUAAACAGCUUGCAUUUGAGUCCUUGGCUGUGAUUGGAAAUGCUUUGACUCUCCUGGAAGUGGGUCAGAUUGCAGUGUGCAGUUUUGGGGAGUCAGUAAAGCUGUUGCACCCAUUCCACGAGCAGUUCAGUGAUUAUUCGGGGUCCCAGAUUCUCCGGCUCUGCAAAUUCCAACAAAAGAAAACCAAGAUUGCGCAGUUUCUAGAAUCUGUAGCUAACAUGUUUGCAGCUGCUCAGCAACUAUCACAAAACUUCAAUCCAGAAACUGCACAGCUUCUCCUAAUAGUCUCUGAUGGACGGGGCCUUUUCCUUGAGGGCAAAGAAAGAGUCCUGGCAGCAGUUCAGGCUGCCCAGAAUGCUAACAUCUUUGUUAUUUUUGUUGUGUUGGAUAAUCCUAAUUCACGGGAUUCUAUCUUGGACAUUAAAGUACCAAUAUUUAAAGGACCUGGAGAGAUGCCUGAAAUCCGAUCCUACAUGGAGGAGUUCCCAUUUCCAUUCUACAUCAUUCUUCGAGAUGUGAAUGCACUUCCUGAGACCCUCAGUGAUGCCCUCAGGCAGUGGUUUGAGCUUGUGACAGCAUCUGACUACUCCUAAAGCUGAAGGAGCAGCCCACAGCAAGGCUGGGGACCAUAGCACCUUCCCAGUGUUCCCUUUUGGACAGCGGUCUCUGAACUUGAAGCUCUAGAGUAGAGUCUGAUACUAUAUUAUGUUAUGUUAUGUUAUGUUAGAUCCAAUUUUGUUUAAUGUAUCCAACAGCUGUACUGUACAUUUGUAUUUACAGCAUACUAGAGCUUAGAGGACACUCUGGGACUCCCUGUUGUGCUUAGGCAUAGCCCCUUCACAGACGGGCAGAGAAUGCGCACAACCAGCAACAGGACUGCUGACUGGGGGCUGCCUGUCAUCCCCAGGGCCCUUUUCUGAAGCCCAGCCAUUUGCUUUCCUCAGACUGGACUGUGCUAACCCUGUAGACAAAGGAUUAGAGGGAGCUGCCCUUUGAAUGAUGCUUUAAGCUCUGCCUUGGCAAGCCCAUGGUGUGGGCCCCAAACCUAUCAUGUUGAGUCCCUUGGUUGGGUGCUUCUUACCAUGCUUUUUGUGAAAUGAACUACCUUCUCUUUAGAGAGCAGGAAACUUACGGGGUAUGUGCUCUCAUAAAGCAACCAGCAUUAUGGGAGCCAAAGCAAUCCGCAGAGAUGGUGGACAAGCUGAGUAAAAACCAAGCAGCUUUCCAUCGUCCUUUACAGAUGCUGCUUCAGGAGACCAUGCAAUAAUGCAAAGAUGCUUCCCUUUAUCUCAUUCUCUUACUGCCAUCAUCCCAUGUUGUAAUUUAUUUCUUUAGUUCCUUCCCCCUCAGAUGUUACUGGGAAGAAUCAUUCCUCACACUGCUUUCAAGCUGCACUGAGCCAGUCUCACUGUGGGAAAGAAAUGCUGUAUCCACACGAAACACAGCAGUGGUGGUUGUUUUGGUGGCAGCUUUUACUUGGCCAGAAAGCAGUGCUUGAAUACUUGAAAUUGUGUGCUGUGUUAUAUUUAAUGUUCUGUCCAAAUGUUCUUUGUAGGCAGUAUGCCACACACAAUCACCUGUUGUCAUGUCUGUUUGCAGGUUACACCGUGAAAUCCGUCACCUUAUGCAGUGUUCAUCAAAGACAGAUUGCUUAUUGUUUUACUAAAGCAUGUACUUAGUUAUAUUAUUUUUUAUUCUAAAAAGCUAUGCAGCUUAUAUUCUAAAGAUUAAAGCAUAAAGCAAUUGUUGAGUUAA
This is a messenger RNA of Nannospalax galili (Upper Galilee mountains blind mole rat), 18075 nucleotides long. It is a transcript of the gene Mdn1, whose product is annotated as midasin AAA ATPase 1. The coding region runs from base 120 to 16913 and encodes 5597 amino acids. The record is from RefSeq and is a predicted model, not a curated record. Gene Ontology annotation, molecular function: ATP binding; ATP hydrolysis activity. NCBI's taxonomy places the organism in Eukaryota, Metazoa, Chordata, Mammalia, Rodentia, Spalacidae. The transcript is spliced from 102 exons. Gene Ontology annotation, cellular component: preribosome, large subunit precursor; nucleus. Gene Ontology annotation, biological process: ribosomal large subunit assembly; rRNA processing.